AUGACUGGGCACAACAAGGUCAAGCGUUAUGAGUGUGACGUGUGUGGCAAGGCCUGGCAGCAGCCGAGCCGGCUGGAGGCCCACCGGCGGGUGCACACGAGAGAACGCCCCUUCGACUGCUCCACCUGUGGGAAGAGCUUUACACGGUGGUCGGGGCUGCACGAGCACCGGCGGGUGCACAGCAGUGAGCGGCCCUUCAUCUGCUCUGACUGCGGCAAAGCCUUCAAGUCGUCUCCGCAUCUGAAGAGGCACAGGCGCACCCACACCGGGGAGCGGCCCUAUACCUGCAGCGACUGCGGCAAGAGCUUUACCUGCUCCAGCAGCCUGCUGGUGCACAAGCGCAUCCACACCGGCGAGCGUCCCUACACCUGCGCCCAGUGCGGCAAGGACUUCAGCCGCUCCAGUCAACUGCUGGAGCACCAGCGCACCCACACCAGCGAGCGCCCCUACACCUGCGACCAGUGCGGCAAGGACUUCACCCGCUCCAGUUACCUGCAGGAGCACCAGCGCACCCACACCGGCGAGCGCCCCUACACCUGCAUCCAGUGCGGCAAGGACUUCAUCCAGUCCAGUCACCUGCUGGAGCACCAGCGCACCCACAGCAGCGAGCGCCCCUACACUUGUUCCCAGUGCGGCAAAAGUUUCUCGCAGUCCAGCAGCCUGAUGAGGCACCAGCGCACCCACACCAGCGAGCGCCCCUACACCUGCGACCAAUGCGGCAAGGGCUUCAUCCAGUCCAGUCUCCUGCGGCAGCAUCAGCGCACCCACACCGGCGAGCGCCCCUACACUUGCUCCCAGUGCGGCAAAGGCUUCACCCUGUCCAGCAGUCUACUGAAGCACCAGCGCACC
This is a messenger RNA of Amblyraja radiata (thorny skate), 849 nucleotides long. Its product is annotated as zinc finger protein 436-like. Gene Ontology annotation, biological process: regulation of transcription by RNA polymerase II. Gene Ontology annotation, cellular component: nucleus. The annotation marks the transcript as partial. The transcript is spliced from 2 exons. Gene Ontology annotation, molecular function: RNA polymerase II cis-regulatory region sequence-specific DNA binding; DNA-binding transcription factor activity, RNA polymerase II-specific. The record is from RefSeq and is a predicted model, not a curated record. NCBI's taxonomy places the organism in Eukaryota, Metazoa, Chordata, Chondrichthyes, Rajiformes, Rajidae.